Amoebophrya sp. A120 is the source of this 16424-nucleotide messenger RNA. The record is from the annotation of a GenBank genome assembly. NCBI's taxonomy places the organism in Eukaryota, Dinophyceae, Syndiniales, Amoebophryaceae.
AGGGCGGCCCGAAAAGUGAAACCUCCUCCCCCACUCUUUUGCUAGACGAGUACGACCACUAAUUAUUCAGAGUAGAGGUGGUUUUCCUCAUAUACCUGAAGCGCAAAACAAAACUGCAAAGAAAGAGUAGUACGUGCUCAAAUUAUAAAACAAAAACACAGCAAAUCAUAAUCAUUUAUCAUUAUAUCGGUUUCAAGAGAUCAAUCCCAAGGACAAUCGUUAUUUUUUUGCUUCGAUACAAGAACGCUUUUCCUUUUUGGUUCUGAAUCUUUUCCCGUCGAUUUUUUCCCUCCAUUUGCAUUCCGUUUUUUGUGUUCUUUUUCUUUCUUGUGGAACUCUUUACUGCGCCGUAGUUCUGGACCACGAGGAGGUGCACGGGCCAGAACGUCUACGUCGCGUACCUAAGCGCAAUCGAAAAAUGCCCACUCGAAUACAUCACCUCUUGGCCGCCGCUUCGGCGGCCACCUCGGCUUCGUCCAUGUCCGCGCCCGUGGUACCCGCGGGGUUGUCACAGUCAAACGUCUUUGACCUGGAGCCAAAGGCCAUGUUUAAACACAACACUUCGGAGCUACACUGCCCGGACCGAGAGCUGAUUCACCCGUGCACCACGGAGCUCACGGGCUACUUGAAAGGUACAAACUUGAUGUUGUGUCCUUCGACGCUUUGUUUUCUGACGAUGGUUGUAGAAGGUCUGGAUUAUUUUCGUAUUAUGCUACUAUUACCAAUUGUACCUAGAUUGGUGGCUUUUGUACUCCGUGUCCUGCUUCUUGUUUUAUUAAAUGCGGCAAAGAAGUCCCUCACCCGUGAUGGAACUCACACUGUACAAAAUUCCGACCCCACACCCAAUAUCAUUCCAGGCAAGAACCUUCGAGACGAGGGUUUUAAGCAAUCCGCCUACGACUGCGCAAAAACGGUUUACGACUCGGUUGACGAUUUCUGGAUAACGAAAAACAUGACCCACCUCCUGUUGGACCUGGACACAAGCUAUCAAAUAUAAAAAUGUCUAGGUCUGGAAGAGUGCAAGUUUGUCACGCUUGUCUGGCAUGACUCGGGAAUCUGUGUUGCAUAGUCACGAAAAAGCCCUCUUGUUAGCUUCGGAGGAUUUCGAAGGAAUUCGGCAAGCUCAAUUAUGAGCUAGUGAGUAAUCGAGUGGCAACAGGAUCAAAGUCAGAAACUCAGUGGGGGGCUGCGCAUCCCACAACAUUCACCUCAGCAACGCGGAUCAAAUUUUAUUUCUAUCAGUAUAUCGUUCUGCCGCCUCCCCGGGCGGGAUAAAAAUACGGCUUUUCUCAUGAUCACGAGAUCAUUUCUGGUUUCUGUUCCAGAUCAGCUUCAGAUCAAAAUCAGACAUUUUUUUCGCAGACAACAGCACCACAUAACAUACAACUUGAGGAACGUGGCUUCGCCACUGCGAAAAGAUUCAACUCAGCUUCCCUGAAGCUUCAUCUCUUCGGCCUCUGGUCGAUCUGGGAUUCUUUCCAGGAAGUUCUCGUGUUCAGCCUCAGGCCAACUCAACUCCAAUGUAGGAGUUACUCUUUUUCACUUCCCGUUCAGCAAAACGGGCAACGCACGUUUCAUCGUAUUCGCUUUUUUUACAUCGGGGGAGAGAAUCAAGAGCGAGUUUUUCGUUUCUUUCAUCUUUCCAUCUGGAAUCAGUCGCUAAAGUUUUCUUCCAUUUGUUGGCGCAGGGGGAAACCAUUUUCUGACCGCAUGGUCUCAGAGCGAUUCGUGGCUUUUUUUCGAUUCAACGCGCAUCAGCUGCUUCCAGCUUUCGAGAGAAUUGAUCUCUGUUCUCGCGCAAGUUCCUCUUCUGAAAGGUAGUAGCUAGAUCUCCUUCUCACUCGACUCAAUUUGACGAUGCUCAUCAGUAACAUUCAAAAAUGGACGACUGUCGCACCCCCUCUCCGAGAGGACGCGGGUACCAAAUCUACGCCUCUUUUUGCGUAAACGGUUGCAAACGGUGGACAGCGCUCCGAUCGGUUUGCGGCCGUCGGUCAUCGUGCCCACGCCCUGGGUGCGAAUUAAAAGGCUGCUUCCUGUUCCUGGAAGACAGUGAACUCAACAACUUCGUGCAACUCAACGACGCACUUAUUUGUGGUGAGUGCCACCCACCUUCCGACGCCGCUUCACGCGUUGCCUUGGGCAUUUGCUGCUCAUUGGAUAAUUGGAAACCUAGUGGUCACGGAUUGCCCAAGAUUCCCUACCGGUUCAGCAGGAAGGCCAAGUUCGCGACGCAAUGGCCUCCACCCCCCCCGCGCGGGGCAUCAAGCACAGGUUUAUUCACUCAACGCGCAUCAUUUUUUGUUAUUUCGUUUGUUGAUUCUCUUCUUGUACUUGACUUUUAAAUUUCCAAAACGAUCCAUCACAGAUCGGAAGUAAGCAGCUCUUCGAGUUCUUCGGAGAGCCGCUCAAGCAGCUUGAGCGACGUCCUUUUUUCGCCAGUAGUGCGGAAAGCAAAUUGCUGCAGAUGUGAGGAGCUCGAGAACAUCAUCCAUUUUCUCAUCGAAGACUCCUUCAAAGGCUCCAAAACGCCCGACAUUAAGUACCGCUCGGACUGCGCAGGAUGCAUCUGUGCGAGACGACAAGCGCAGUACGCCGCCUGUUAUGCCGCGGAAGUUUCAGCAUGCACUGAAGCGCGGGCGCAAUCAAAGAUCAUCGAGGACGUCAUGGAGAUGUUGGACGAAGCAACUCAGCAAGUCGCGAGAAUAGACGAGGCUUACGACAAAAUCAACCUCUCAAUGACCAUGGUUUCGCGAUUAGCCUACGACCUCGCAGACAGCAACCUGGAGGCUUCUUCUUCCCUCUCCAGAACCUUCUUGAAAAAUCUUGACAACCUCUUCUACUACAACGGCCAGCUCGCCAACGUAGCGCACCGCUUGCGUUACAGCGUAAUCAACAAACGCAAUCAGCUAGUUUUCUACUCCAGGGAAUUCGCCGACGCAAACGUCAACUUCACAAGCAAAAUCAAAAAAAUCAGGGAGCGACUCCGAAACUCGAUCAAAUCGCGGUGGGUUGACUUCCCCCUGGAGCUGGAGAUCAGCAACGAAGACGACCGGAAAGCGGCAAGGCACGCGAAGAUGAUCGUUGCGGUGGCGCGCUACCUUCAUAAGGACAUCAGCAGCCCGCAGGUGGAUCAUGAAAACUACUGGUGGCACCACACAGCGCACGAACCAACACUCUUUGAACAAUCCGGAGAGUGUUAUAGUGUCGGAAAUGAAUUGCUCGGGCUGAGUGAUCCUAGUGAUGAAAAAGAUAAGUAUGCUAUAUUGGAGGGUUACGAUUUUAGAGUGGUUAGAAUGCAUCCUAAUUCUCCGUGCGAGUCGCGGGAGUCCCCGCCUCAGUACCCGCGUGGUGAAAACAUGUGGUGAGUAAGUAUUCAUCAGUGACAUACAUACGAGUAUAAUGGACAGCAUCACAGCACGAGUUUCAGUUCGCAUUUCUUCUUGAGCUCAAGUAUUUUAACCUGUAGCAUCCGGGGCAUAAAGCACUCUGCUAACUUCAGUCACGGUGAGCAGGAUCUGCCUAAAGGCGAAACUCGGAGCCUUACUGCACUCAUGCUGUUCUCUGGUUUUUUUGGUCUGGAGCGCGCACUUACUGCUAGCAGUGCACGUGAUCCACUUCUACGUCUGUUUUUUCUCGCUUCAUGAGGGAUCGUUUUUCUUUCAAGAGCGCAUUGGCUUUCCUUCUUGUUUUUUUUUCAUCUCUUCUCAAAACUUUGCAACAAGAGCGAAUUAGAACUUCAGGAGAGCAUCAGCUUGUUUUUUGCUUCAGCACUGACAGACUUUCUUACAUUUCGGCUUCCAACGUGCGCGAAUUUGUAUUCGCGAAGCGUUCGCUUAGCUUUCCGUAAGACGAGUUUCUCAGCCCAAAUCAGCAGCGCUUUCAGUUUCGGCUCUCAAUAACUCCAGCUCUAUAUCCAAUCGCAGAAAAUUUUUUGUGCACAACGCACUGGGCAUCAAUACGACAUUUCGACUCUCGCACUCUCGGUGAGUUUCACCUAAAGCAUUCAAGAUGGUCGACCUCAUUUGUAAAGUGUGCGACGCGAACAUCACCGCAGAGGCGAAUGUGAAAUUCAAGUGCAAGAACUGCCCGCCAACGGCCGCGUGCAAGGCCAUCAUCUGCAAAUCCUGCUUCGACACCCACGGCGUGUUAGCGUCGAGAGCCUUCGCGGUGUUCAACGUCAACGACGAAUCGAAGAACCUGUGCAACACGUGCGAGCUGCAGGUGCACUCGGGUCGCAUCAAGAAGGUGGAAACGAUGCUCAAAGAAUCGGGCGCCGAUUCCUCGUUAGCCACGGCGAUCCUCACGCAUGAAAGUUGGUUCAGCGACUUCACCAACCUCACGGACAACGAGAAGGCCGAAGGGCUCAAAAACUACAAACGCCGUAUUUGUUUCUCAGGAUGUUGCUGCAAAAUCAUGCAGGUUAAUAGUUAACUUGGCUGCAGUCCGUUUCGCAUCUUUCUCAAAUCAUAAAAUCAGCGGCGUUUCGCGAGAUCGAGGCUUCCAAGCUGGACACGUCCCAGCUUCUGAUCGCGCAUCAGCAGCAGCAGAGCUCCACCACCGGCGGGGCGGCUAAUCCGACCCAGUCUGACAAAUUGUUUUCCGAAAUCAAACGCUCCAAGUACGAUCAUUAUCGGCUGAAAGAUUUACUUCUGCCGCCCAAUGGCAGUCUCAUCAAGGCGGUCCGCUACAACGACAAAGUCGUCGUCUUGUUCGACGGCGAACCGGUGGCGAUCCUAGCUAAGCAUCACAACUCUUUCCUCACGUACCUCUUGGAUCAGCACGUCAACAACUCAUCCAAGAAACAGGUGCACUCGGACCCGCCGAUCAACAUCCAGUACGCGGCCUACUACACCCUCAAGGGCGUGCGUCGGGAAAUCAAGCUGAAGACCCGACUGGCAGCUACACGGCAGGCCUUGUUCACGGCUUACUGGCUGCCACGCUUCACCUACGCUGCGUGCACGAACCUCAGCAGCUCCAGCGUGCUGGCCGCCAUGCUGAACCAUCAGGCGACCAGCGCCUUCAACUUCAACAACAACGCCUUGCCAGCUCAGUUCCCGCAGCCGUCCAACAAGGGAUACGGCAAGUACGGUACGCCGUCCCCGGCCAAGGGCCCGGCCGCGUUACCGGUCAGCAAUCAGCCGACAGCCCCGAGCACCCCGGCUCCGAAGUGGCAGCGCAACGGGGGAUCAGCGUCCGCGGGCAAGCCGGCGGCGACCCCGUCGUACCCGACAACCCCGGGUGGGUCGGCCGCCAUCCAGGACAAGCAGCAGGCCUGGAACGAGAUCCACCGCGUCCUGUCCUCCGCGAAUCAGGACCGGGCUUCCGCCGCAGCCGCCUGGUCGAGUGCCAAGGCCUGCAACCCGGGGGUCGCCCACGAGUACUUCUCCAAGGGGGAGGGUUGCCGCAACUGCUAUUUAAUUGGGCGCGGUACUCACAUCAUUUAGUUUCAUUUUCCGAAAAUUCAAAACAAGAGCGAGUCGACGUUUGCUUGCACUUGUUUUCGAUAUUCAGUUAGGUUUUACUAAUCGGCUUGGUUCCGUCUCGGCCGUUCACGGGCCAAAACUUCACUUUUGCCUUUGCAUCGGGACUCAUUUUUACUCUUUCACAUUAGUUUUUGCGGCUUCGGGCACUCAAAUAUACGAUCUCUGCAAUGGAUUCAGCUCGUAAACGGUUGCAAUCUUUUAUCAUUCGUUCUCAUUUUCUCUUUCAAGGUCUGGCCCGGUUGCACGAUGGGGGCUUCGACAAGUGCCAAGAAGUCAACCCCAACGACUGCGCGGUGCCCUGCACGUGGUGCGGUCAAGGGAGUCACUGGUUGCCCAAGUGCCCCGCGAAGUCGUCGGGCAAACCGUCGAUCCGGCGGGCAGGAAAGUAGUCGGGUAACGUCAGGCGUCAGCGGGUCAUUCACACAUUUGCAGCAAGCAGUCGCUCGCUUGACUUUCUAGCAGAAAUCAUUCUGGCAAUCUCAUUCGCAAGUGGUGUGAUAAUUAUUUUGUUUGAUUUUUCUCUUUUUUCAGUAUGAUUGGUAGUUCCAGUGCGGAUUGUUAUCAAACUCAUUUUCGUGACUUCAUAAUUUCACAUCACUUCAUUUGAGUAGUAUAGGUUCAGAUAUGAUUGGUACUCAGUUAAAUUUGCAUGAGCAAUUAGAGUGGUCAUCCAUCAAAGUAGAAGUAUGUUUCAGAGUUGUUUGCGGUACAGCGUCACAAUUUCGACUCGUUGCCGGUCAUCGGGCAAAAAAGCACUCAUAGUCGUCCGGUUGGUAUACGAAAAGUUUCUUGAUACUCAUCUCAAAAUUUUAAUGUGCAUUACAAUCAUCAAGCAUCAUAGUAGAUAGACGCACCUGAGUAGUAUUAGCACUCAUAUUCAAAAAUCAAAAAUCAGGAAAUUAUUUCAUCUUCCGUUCUUCAUAGAGGUUAGCUCCAUGUUUAAGCCCUCACCUGUAAACUGAGGCACUUGCACCGGGAUUCGCACACUUGUCAUACUCACAUUGUAAAUUCGUUUUCUCGCUCUUAUCCAAAGUGCCUCAAGCUGGUGUUACACGCAGCACAUCUAGAGUUCUCAUCACGAAGCCUCGGUAGGAUCUCGUGGUAGUUAGUCGCUCGAGCAGUUUUCACCAUCUUCGGUCUUUUUUCUCCUGGACGCAAGGUGGACCUCGUGUCGUGGUGGACCUUCUCGUGACAGGGAUUCGUAACUCAGCUUCAUAAGGGUUUUUUCUUUUUUUUUAGGGGGUUUGUCCUUCGACAAGACGGGGAGUUUCUUCCUCAGCGAUUCUCUCUUCUCUUCGCAGCUCGUUUCUCGCCUUUGGGACGUCCACACUCGAGUGGCGUCAGUAGCAUACAGUUCUUCUCAACACCAAACUCAGGCUUUUCAGCUUCAGUUCAGAUCGAAUUUUGUUUGUGUCGGCAGUAUCUUAUAUUCAUAACUCGCCCUUCCCUUUGCUCAGAAGGUAGUAGUUCACGCAAAACCCGAUCAAGAUGAGCACCCAAUUCACUCUCCAGCGCGUCUUUCGGGAAGCGCUUGGAGACGAGAUGGCGUCAGCGAGGGGCGUAGUAAAACGGGAAAAGUCUGAAGACACUGCCAAGUACAACGCCAAAAGAGCUUUCCAGGGGCUGGGGCCGAGCGGGUCAGCCAGGGAACAGGACGAGCUCUUCGAAAUUUUCGACGCAAUUAAUCUCGACCCACAUCAGAACUCGCACGAAGAAGAAAAAGCUGCGGAAGUCAGAAGAGCAGCCGCCAGGGAGCGUGAUAGAAGAGCGCAACUGGCGGCCUCCUCUUCAAGCUCGACGGGCGCCGCGUCUUCUUCAGCUUCAGCUUGGCAAGGAGCCACUAGCUCGGCCGUCCAGCCGGCCACUGCCGCUCAGCUCGGCCCCGGACAGCAGCUAUUAGCAGGCGGCAGCUCCUCCUCAUCUUCGACCGCUCCAAAGUCAUCAGUUGGAGCUACGAUGAAGAAAGCCAAGCCCUACACCUCUCCGUCCCAGCUGGACUUCACCAUCUUUCCAGAGCGCAUCAACAUCUUCGAGUCUUUUCCACUCGAGGCCAACGUGCGGCGCCUGCUAGUGACGAGUGUGAACAAGUACGCCAAGGCUAGCGUCAAAGUGAAAACAAUCAGCGACUACGAGAACUUGCUGAAGAACAUCGUGCCGAAGGUGUGCGCGGUGGUCAAGUUUCAGUGCUGGCCGAUCGACGACUCUGAAGUAGCGGAAAUCUUCUUUCGCACUUUCUCGGAGGUCGCGUCAGUGCAUCAGGGCUGGACAGAGCCAGUAUCUGGGAAAAUUAGAUGGGCGGCUUUCGGCAGAAUCUCCGCUGCCAUCUCCGCUUUCAACAGCUGCAGACCGGAAAUCGAGUUUUCCAUGCAGGACAAGUCUUGUCGCUUCCAGAGAGCAUGGGAGGGAUUCAAGCGGUCGUCCUUUCACCCGAACACCGAGAAUUCCAAGUAUUCGCCGACAGAGCUGCAGGCACAGCAGCUGGCGGAAACAUCACUGGCGAAAUUCAGAGCCAACUGCUUACCAGCGGGGAGGCUUAGGGCGGACACGAUCUGGCCCGCGGAGCUUUUCACCGACAAAGCGAAGCUUUCCUUCGCCAUCGAGUUUCAGGCAGUUGUCAGCAUCAACGUCGGUUUUUACUGCGUCCGAAGGUUUCAGGAACUCAUUGAACUCAACACCUCGUGCGUCUCCAUGCACACCAUCUCCAAGGAGCUUUCGGUCGAACAAUUCAAGUACAUGCGGGUGGACAUCCUGAAAGCAAAAAACGAUGUGCUGGAGAAGGGCGACUUCUGCAUCCUUCCGCCGCGGAUUGCGGACCUGCUCACUCUAUGGAUGCAGUACGCCAACCGGUUCCUGUGGCAUCAUUUCCGACGAAACUACGCCAGGGGCCUCAGUUCCCUCUUCUUCACCAUCGGCACUAACAACAUCAGAUCGCGCGGCUUGCCGCUCAGCAAAGACAACAUGAGAAAACAAAUUCGGUCGGCCUUCCAAAUCCACUUCAGUGUUGACAAACCGAUCUCACUCCGCCGAGCCGGGGCGCGGUAUUUUGCGAGUGUGGACCGGCACACGGCGUGGGCUCAGGGGGGUUGGCGCAACAUGAGGAUGCUGGAUUCCAUCUACGCUCCCAAGCAGCAGGAGCAGUUAGCCCUCGAGGUCCACAACUACUCGAGAGACUCCGCGUUUGAGAAACGCGAGCGCGAAGCCGUGCGGAAGAUGGAAAAGGGCUUUACUGGUCCCAACUGGAAUAGUUUCGAUUGGGACAGAGGCUAUGCGGAUUUCGAUUCUCGUUACAUUUCCACAAGGCAAUUCAGAUUCGAAGCGCCGAAGUUGUCAGACGCAAUUCUUUUGAAGAACUUCAACAGAUUUCCGAAAAAUGAAUAUGCAAAAGUGUACAAAUUCUUCUUCCCGACCAUGGAGGGUCUCAACAUCUAAUCAGUCUCGACAUCGAUUGUACAUUCUCGCGUGUUUUUGUAUCAAGUGUUGGGCUUGAGCUCAGAGCUAAAAAAAUCAGAAGGGACCAGCAAGCUUGGUGCCGCUGGCCGUCGAGAGACAUCUUCGUAGCCUCUUGGUUGUUUGUUCUUAGAUUCCGACGUCAUCGUACUGACGAGUUCGUUUCCUUUUUUCUAGCUUUGCUCCGUGGUAUCGUCCACGUAUGCUUCGCGACAGGAUUGAUUCUUGUAGAGCAGCUUCUUUUGCAAGCAUCAGUAGCAGGUUUUUUUCGGCGUCCGAAAGUCAUGGCUCGCGCCGCAGUUCCUUCUUCAGUCGUAGUAUUUUUUGCCUUUCAGCAAUCGUUCAGGAGGUUUUUUAUGGCAUGGGCCAGCGGUCGUCUCGUUUUCAUAGCACUAGAAAUCAUCUGUCGUGAUUGCCAAGGUUUCUAGUGGGCUCGAAGUAAGUCGUCUCUCGCUCGCUACGACUACAAAUGACAUCAGAUGAGGAUCGCUUUUCAGUUUUUGUUUUUGCCAAGGGGCGGCUACAGGGGUAGUUAAGCUCUCAACUCUUUGGUGACUAAAGAUUUCAGAGGCAGUGUAGGUUCCAAAGCGCUUCUGCUGCAGCAUCACUCAUCUCACAUGCCGGUUGUAUCGCCAGUCCUUCUCUCGGAGCGAACCGAGGAAGAGGAACGGCUCGGCCUCCAGCCUACAGCUGCGCUGUCAAUCCAAGAGUACUUGGACCUCGGAUUGCCCAUCGACGACAGCUCCGCUGCUGAGUUUUUGAGGAAUCAGGAUGGGCCUCAGGACAGUUGGCGGCACGACGAGGAUUCCCUCGCGAUUGCAGGCAACUCCCUUUCCGCACGCCAGUGCGUCCGCUACGGGAUCAAGCCGCAGUUUUUCAGGCAGUUUUUUGGGGGGCUUCGUUUCAACAUCGUCAGCGAGCAGUUUACUCCCUCCCGCAACGACAACUACCCCGGAGCAUCCGUCUUCGAGGAGGCGUUCACGCAGGAGGUGUGCAGAUUCGUGAAGAAUAAAAAAGUCUUGCUUUACGACAACAAGGGGCCCGCUGACCUAACGAUAGCGCCGGGCACCAUCAUCGAACAGCGGGGCAAAAUGCGCCUCAUCACUAACUGGAGCGCGGAAGAGGUGAAAGUCAACCAAUCAAUCUACGCGACGGCGGUCAACUACUCGAAUUGGUGGCAGUUGUUCGAAAGAAUCGAGCCGGGCGCGUACGUCUUCGGCCUCGAUCUUCAGGAUUGUUAUCCCCACUGGUUGAUCCAUCCUUCGUGUCGCCGGUUCUUGGGCCUUUCAAUUCCCCAAACCGACCGGGUCGCAGUGCACUGCUUCUUGCCUUUCGGGCUCAAUUGUGCACCCGGCGACAAUGAUGCAGCGGUGAAGGAACUCAUCCGCAUGGUCCACAGUGCCGGCGUGGAAGCCGACAUUUUGGACUAUGUGGACGAUCUUAGGGGAAUCCUCCAGGCCCCCCAUCGGUGCAACUUCGCCAAGGCCAACGAAGAAUUCAACAAGGUGUUCUUCGGCUUGGCAACUCUCGGCUGCCGUUUGCACACAAAGCCGGGGAAACUGGUGCCGCCGGCCCAGGUUUUUCCCUGGCUCGGUUUUCAGUGCGACACCGUCCGCAUGACGGUGGGCAUCGAGUCGGAGCGGCUCCACGAGUACUCGUCUGCGGUUCUGGAUUUCAUCUCUGAAGUUCUUGAGCAUCCUGAGCACGCUUCAACAGCUCGCAAAACCGCGAAAAUCGUUGGGAAGUUGAACUCCGUGCGGUUUGUCAUUGACGGACCGCUUCGGAAUCUACAAAACAGGCUGAACGAGUCGGGCUGUUAUCUCCUUUGGAGAUCGUCGGCUGCACACAACCCGCGGGUCGACAUCUGCGACCAAAGCCUCGAAGACCUCCACUGGUGGUACUUCGAGCUUCUGAAGGACCCCAAGGCCAAGCUGCAUCACAAUGGGUCGCGCUCCUUCCUGUGGAGGGAAGAAGUGCUCAGCUACGGCGCGAACUUCUUCAGGACUUUAGGGCCUGAGAUGUUCACGUCCAUCAGCGGCGACGCCGCCACAACACGGGGCUGGGGAGGCGCAUGCGGCGCCGUCAAGAUGUUCUUCCCGUUCCCGGACUGGCUUGUGGGUAAAGGCUACGACAUCAACGUACUGGAGUACGCCACCCCGCUGCUCAUGCUCGAGUUCCUCGCGCGGGAGCACCCGCACCUCAUCAGGAACAAAGUCAUUUUGUACUACACCGACAACCCGUCGUGCAAGAAAGGAGUCAAUCGGGGGGCGUACUUCUCCCCGGUUCACUGUGAGAUCACCAGGCGGCUGAAGGCCUUACUGCUCGAGUUUAGGGCGGAGCUGAUCGCAGCCAAGGUGUACGGCACCGAAAACAUCGAGGCCGAUGUUUUAUCGCGCUUCGACGAUAACAUUUUUUCAAUGUACGACCACAAUCCCGACCGGUUUUUGACGAAUCGGGCUUGGCAGCACAUCUGCAAAAUGAUCCCCGGCCUCGAGGUGGAGGCGUUUUCCGGUCUCAACGAUUCCGACCAGGGCAGGAGGCUGCCCUUGUUCUACAACUCCGCGAACCCCCCGUUCUUCGACUUCGGGGCGAUUUGCUCGAGGCGGAGCUGGUGGUUCCCGUCCGACGAUGUUCUCUAUCCCACCUUGCGCUUCCUGCACAAAGCGCUUCACGCUGUUCCGGCCGAGAGGCGUCCCCGCAUCGCUCUGUUCGUGCCGAAGAUGAACAUGAAGUUUGCAAGCCUGUUGUCAAUCUUCGGGCGGGCUGUGAUCAAGUUCAAAAAGGGCAAGGAGCUCUUUCAGUACCCCGGCGUUCCGGGGAGAUUCAAAGCCAAUGACGACUACUGGGUUCUUCUUUCCGUUCCCCUCGAAAUGUGGCCCAAGCCGUGGGCCAACAUCGCAGCGCCCACGGCGCAUCUCGAGAAACUCAUGGACAACGCGGUCUUCAGGAGGUCUGUGGGCGAGAUCAGUCUGGUCAAGCCGACGCCCAUCCAGGAGGCUGAAGCAGGCUGGAUCCUUCACAUUUGCUGCGUCGCAGCAGUGCAGCCCAAAGGGAUCGCUAAAGACAUCUUCGCGCGGUAUCCCAGCGCGAACAGGUACAGCGAGCCGCCUUCCCGGAAGCCUUACGGGGCCUUCGAGGUCAUCGGGAAGGUGGUCAACAUCUACUGCAUGCAGUUCCCCGGGCCAGUUUCGGCACAGUCCGAUGCCGCAGGCGACUCAUACGAUGCCCGGUUGGGCCAUUUUUCGGGCGCCCUGCGCCAGAUCCCGGCGGCAGCGUCCGCCGCGGGCAUCUCCUCCAUUGCGGUCCCGUUGCGCAUCGGGUGCGGGUACAACGGAGGAAAAGUGCAAGACUACGCCAAGGCCCUUGAGCCGUUCUUGGCCGAGUGCAAGUCUAGGGGCAUUCGGGUCGACUUGCACGAUCCGCCCUUGAAGCGUUAAUUUUGAUUUUCUUCGGCAGCGUUUUUGCACCGCCGAACAUCGCACACUCUUUGUUCUAUCUCUCUGUAUAAUCUUUGGCUUCGUCACGCAUUUUUGGACUCGGGCAUACAGUAUCUUUGGAGCCAAUCUUCUCACAUUCAGAUGCAGUUUCCGACUUCAUGUACAAAGCUUGUCAUACAUUAUUUUGCUAUCAUGCCUUUCCACAUACUCAGCCUCAUUUCUUGGGCUUACGUCUGUCUGUCCGCGCCCGCGCGCGCGACCCGAUGUUCGCUUUCACUCUCUGGCUGAGGCUCGUCCACACGGACACCGGGAGGGCCAGUGCAAAAUAUACCUUCGAGAUUUCGCUAGUAAUAAUUGUUAGCUUCGGAGGAUUUCGAAGGAAUUCGGCAAGCUCAAUUAUGAGCUAGUGAGUAAUCGAGUGGCAACAGGAUCAAAGUCAGAAACUCAGUGGGGGGCUGCGCAUCCCACAACAUUCACCUCAGCAACGCGGAUCAAAUUUUAUUUCUAUCAGUAUAUCGUUCUGCCGCCUCCCCGGGCGGGAUAAAAAUACGGCUUUUCUCAUGAUCACGAGAUCAUUUCUGGUUUCUGUUCCAGAUCAGCUUCAGAUCAAAAUCAGACAUUUUUUUCGCAGACCCACCCACCACGCCCUCGAUUACUCAGUUAGUUCAUCAUUUCCUUCGGUGUCCCAGUUGGACGGGCCUCGGCUGCCUUUCAGGUUCCACAUACUCAGCCUCAUUUCUUGGGCUUACGUCUGUCUGUCCGCGCCCGCGCGCGCGACCCGAUGUUCGCUUUCACUCUCUGGCUGAGGCUCGUCCACACGGACACCGGGAGGGCCAGUGCAAAAUAUACCUUCGAGAUUUCGCUAGUAAUAAUUACCUGUCAUGCAAAAAUGCAGUUUGCCAUGCGGAAUACGUAAGACAUGGCAGCCAAAAAAUUUGUCAUGCAUAGCUGCGUAUUGCAGUGCGUCUAAUAUCAUUCAUUUCUAGCAUUACAAGUUUCCAGACCCAGACAUUUUUGCACUUGACACCAGCGUGCACUUUUUCGACAAAAACCUUACCGCCGAGCAGGAAUUUUUCCGACUCGGGCUCAAGUUCGGGAGAAAAUUGAUUUACCACCCCGAGUGCAUGGGUGAGUUUGACUCCAAAGACGCCCUCGAGUGCAGGUGUCCCUCGCUCUACGGUAUAGAUAAACAUUGCAUUUUUUGAGACUCGUCGUGGGGAUUGAUUUGGUCAUCCCCUCGCUUAUUCCCUCAUUAUUGCAGCAUCUACAUCUACUUCUACUUCUUCAUCCGCCGCCACCAGCGUAAUUUAUUAGUUUCCUAUGCAUGAAAAUAAGCAUUCUUCAAUAUUUGUUUUUGUUCAGGUAAGAUCAUUCUCCUGAAGCUGAAACUCCUGGGAAUGUGGGACGAAGCCUACAAACUGUUUGGCGAACUAAAGAACUUCGAGUUUAACGGGAAAUACAAGCAAUUAAAGGCCGGCGAAGCCUUUCCGUGGAAGCACAUCCAGCAGACACCACAAAUGUUCAUGCCAACCCUGGAAGCGAUACCGGUAUGAUAGCAGAUAUUUUUUUCAUGCUCGUUCUGUAUUACUUAUGACGCGCGGCGAGUUUCAACAAUUAUACAGACUUUGACUUCACUCAGUAAUUACGAAGUCGCCAGAACUCCAACUCUAUGACCUCUUUCAGAUCUGGCCCCGCGAGCGCAUGGACGAGAUUCCCAUUUGGAAAGUGCUGGAGGAUAAUUUCGAGACGUUUCUGGAGGAGGCCGAGGCAGCCUACGAAAAAAGCAACGACAAGGAGCUGGUGACUGCCGCCUACCCGUUUCUGUUCCAGUAUGAAAGCCUCAGAAUGGAAAUCCUCAAAGUGGAAAUAAUUUGUGAUGCAUGAAAUGCAAGGCAAAAAAGACUGUAUUGCAGAGGACACAAUGGAGGCCGACUAUUGUCCUGCUAAGGGUGAAGAAUUGGGCUGCUGAUUAGCACGACAGAAGGGCGCCCCUUUGCCUGACUAGCAUGACAGACACGUUUUGAGUGCCCGGGAAAUUUGUCAUGCGCCGACUACAAAUGGUGCUUCAACUGGAGUCGUUUUUUUUGCAUUACAAAUUAUUUCCACUUUGAGGAUUUCCAACCUGAGGCUUUCAUAUCCAGGGCGGCAACUGGGACCAGAUCCUGCUCUUUCACGCCAGAAAUUACACCGAAGCUUGUCAGAAGGUAUAAAUAAGAAUAUACAGAAGAUGGAAUAGCUGCGAAGCGUCGUACAUCAGUUUUACUACAAACACUUGCCGGCUUUUUGAGCUUCUUGGAGUUGUUAUUGGAUUGUUGUUUAUGUGGCAUGAACAUAGUGCUAGUGCCUAUGACUUACGGUAUUAGUAUUACUUAGAACGUCACUGACUCUCACACUCACUGUAGUCUACUAACUGCUUGUACAUCAAGAACGAAACAACCGUCAUGCUUUAUCCACAUUUCUUCGCUCCCCGAUCUUUCUCAGGCCUUCCCGAAGAGCUGCGCAAUCCUGAAGGAGCACUUGCCGAAGCGAGAUCUGCACCACUAUCCCUGGACCAGCAACCAGAAUGAACAGGUGCUCUUCCUCCGGCUGAAAGUGGGCACCGACGUGGAAACGCACUGCGGCCCGGCCAACAACAUUUUGAACAUCCACCUCGGGCUAAAGGGGACGGAGGACGCCACGCUCAUCGUGGGCAACACCACCACGGGGUGGGAACGGGGCAAGGUGAUCGCCUGGGACGGAUCCUUCGACCACCGGGUGCACUGCCUCAACUGCAAGCAGGACCGGAUCAUCAUGAUGGUCCGCUACAUGCACCCCGGGGUCACUCCGGACCACUACCGGGGCUUAUGGAUUGCAAAAGUGUCUGGGUCUGGAAGAAUGCAGGAGUUUGUCAUGCAGAUUUUGCAUGACCUAUGAGGUCUGUGAUGCAUGCCCUAGCAUCAGAGAUUUUGCGAGGGCUUUCUGAUGCUCAUACCGCAUGAGAAAUGUCCUGUCCGCAUAGCACAAAUUACACCUCUUCUGCUGUUCAUGCAAUACAGUUUUUACGUAGAUUCCAAAAGUAGCAUCACAAGUUGUAUCCUUCCAGACCCAGACAUUUUUACAUUUGAUAGGGCUCCCGACAAACCCACUACGAAAAGAUCCCGGAGGAAUGGCUCGCCAAGUGGGACGCCGAAGAUCUGAACGACGAGUUGUAGAUCCUUUUCAGUCGUACAUCAAGUAGUUCCACACGACGUCGACGUGAUGUCAACACCAACAGCAAACAGUCUUAAGUAGAGCAAAAAAGAGCAAGAAGAUUAGACGAGGAUACCUCGUCCUCCAAAAACAUCUUCCAUAAUAUCCAAAUCUUCUAGAGCACAAUAUUAUUUUGAUUUGAGUAAAAAUGCACCAGUUUUUUUUUCAAAGAAAUCUCUGACGCUGUCCUGCUCUGACCGGCUUAUCUUUCUUUCUUUGUUACUUAGUUCUUAUCAAGCCGUGUUACUUGAGCUCGAUGGCAGUAGGAGGUAAUAUCAUUUUUAUAUGGCCACCUUCACAUUGUUCCACUCGGAGCAAGAUACACUGCUUCCACCUCCAAGUCCUACUCACUAUUCCUGCAUGCCUUUUUGAAUUCUCAGCUUACUCGUCUCUCGCGUGAGUAGCUUCGUCAAGUACGAAGACAAAGAAGUGUCUGAGUCUGAGAAGCCUUUUUCCGCGAAGAACUCGAACUGAAAUAUCAGUUUCACCUUCAAGCGGUGAGUCUGUCGUCACCUCGAUCCAAUAGGGUUGAGAAGACGAUAGGAGAAGAAGUGAAGCCCGCUGUUGGUAUCUACUUACACCUAUAGUAACCUUACAACCAUGUGAUCCAAAAAUACUUGACUUCUGAAAAGUCCCUCAGUUCUUAUUUGAGUGCAAUCUCCUGCACGUGUACCUUAGAAAACAAUCUCGAAACCAUACCCGAAAAAUUUCUUGAACUACUUUUUGUGGUUCAUGAUCACCUAUCAGUACAUUUUCAUCGCACCGCCCAACAAGUGCACGACAUUUCUGCUCGAAAGCAGCUGACCCAGUGCUCAAGGUGCCUGCG